Molecule: messenger RNA, 1353 nt
Organism: Plasmodium gonderi
Lineage: Eukaryota; Apicomplexa; Aconoidasida; Haemosporida; Plasmodiidae
Product: U1A small nuclear ribonucleoprotein
Exons: 2
Coding region: 1-1353 (450 amino acids)
Biological process (GO): mRNA splicing, via spliceosome
Cellular component (GO): U1 snRNP
Molecular function (GO): U1 snRNA binding
Source: RefSeq, a predicted model, not a curated record
AUGACAAAUAGCAAUACAUCGAAUGAUCAAGGAGAUAAUGAAGGGACUAACAACAAUCCGGAUGAGCCCACCUAUGAAAAAAAUGAUGCCUCUUCUCAAAUAGACCAAAUAAAUGAUAAAAACAAUAGCACAAAUAAUAAUCCACGAAAUGAUAAUUUUAGUGAGUUUCCUGCCAAUUCUGAAAAUGUGUCAAUUAAUAAUAUUAAUAAAAUAAAUUCUUCAAAUGUAAAUAAUGAAGGAAACAUAAAUAAUGAUGCAACAAUUAUGAAUAACCACAAUUACACUAUGAAAACCCCCAAGAGCACUUACAAUAAAUUCCCAGUAAAUAUGAACGCACCAAUGAAUAUGUUAGGAUGUAAUAAUGAUAUAAUGACAAAUCCUUUACGUAUGCCUAUGUUUCCAGGGCAACCAAAUAAUAUGCUAUAUAGCAAUCCUAUGCAUUGUAUGAAUAAUAAAGCUUAUUUAAAACAUUUGAAAUAUAAUAAAGUCAUUAUAGCUGACCCGAGUAUACCACCAAAUGAGACAUUGUAUGUAAAAAAUUUGAAUGAUAGAAUUAAAGUAGAAGAAAUGAAAAAAAUUUUAAAAGAUUUAUUUAAACAAUAUGGGGUAAUUGAAGACCUAAUAGUUAUGAAAUCUUUUUGGAGAAAAGGACAAGCAUGGAUUGUUUAUGAUACCAUUGAGAGUUCAACAAAAGCUCUGAAUGCAUUACAAGGAUAUGUACUAUAUGGAAAAAUAAUGCAAAUAAAUUAUUCACAUAACAAAAGUGAUGUACAUACAAAGAGAGAUGGAACGUUUGUUGAAAGAUCAAAAGAACCAAAGAAACCUAAACAGAUUCUAGAAAGAGAACGGAAACAAAAAGAAAUCUUCGAAAGGAUGCAAAGAAAUUUUAUAGAAAUGCAAAUGAAUCAUUUUAGAAUUAUGCAAAAUAAUGAAUUAGAAAAAAAACAAAAAAUUGAUAUAAGUCGAAUGGAUAAACAAGCAUUAAUUGCAAAAGCUCAAGCGAAAGCUUAUGAAGAAAAAAAUAAAAAAAAAAAUGAAGAUAUUACAAAAAAUAAUAACAUGUACCAACACCCACCUUAUUACCCCAUGAAUAUGUUUUCUCCAAUGCAAAAUAAUGUCGUUGUGGCAUGCAAAAUCUUGUUUGUUGAAAAUGUUGUUGAAAAUGUUAACACACAAGCUUUUAACGAUCUCUUUAAAAAAUUUUCGGGAUUUAUUGAGGCAAGAAUUAUUCCACAGAGAAACGUUGCCUUUGUGGAUUAUUCUGAUGAAGCCGCAGCAACUUAUGCAAUGAAAGCUUUACAAAAUUAUGAACUCCAGGGAUCAAAGUUAAAAAUAUCAUAUGCAAAAAGAUAG